Molecule: messenger RNA, 3688 nt
Organism: Annulohypoxylon maeteangense
Lineage: Eukaryota; Fungi; Ascomycota; Sordariomycetes; Xylariales; Hypoxylaceae
Exons: 6
Coding region: 253-3078 (941 amino acids)
Source: RefSeq, a predicted model, not a curated record
UCCAUAUCAGGCGUUUGCGCGUAGUACUACAAUUUUUGCUAAGAACAAAACUGCCAUCUCCACCAUCUUUUUGUUCCUAGUUUCUACUCAACUUAUUUUUUCUAUCCAAAUGUUGUCAUUUUCACGACUGUGACGCGCGCCUAUUUUUUAGGUUUCUCGCGCCACCAAUCCCAAAUCUCCUCAUAUCCCUCUACAUCAUCAUCUACCAUAUGUCCACCAAAACAUCCGUCUGCAACGCCUUCCUUUCCUAAAAUGGCGGCGCUGACAGAAGCUCAGCUUGAGCUAGCCAAUUCACUCACACCAGCCGAACUACCUACUAAGUUGCGAUGCGCGGUGUGUAGCAAAUUAGCUGUCAACGCUUUUCGGUUGCCCUGUUGUGAGACCGCUAUAUGCGACAAGUGUCAAUCCACUCUACCCUCAUCCUGCCCAGUCUGCGAACACUCACCAGUUUCGGCGUCGGAUUGCACCAUCUACAAAUCACUUAGAACUACCAUUAGAGUCUUCUUGAAGACUGAGGAGAAGAAGCGAGAGAGUGCUCGACCCAAGACCAACGGGUCUACUCCGACUACUCCUGCGCAAGAUACUCCUGCUCCCGCUGCCGCUCCGACCCAGACACGCACACCUGCCGAACAGCCUUCUACGAGCAUCGCUCCUGCUGUACAACCUAGCGCGGAGCCCCAACCUGCUGAAUCUGCGGCACAGCCUGCUGCGGCUGAGUCAGAAGAGGGACCAGUGGCCGAUCCGAAACCGGACAACAAUGCUCAGCCUGAAGAGGGCACCCAGCCGAAUGGGCAGGCACAAGAGCAAGCCGCCGAAGGCGAAGAGUCCAAGGCAAUCGUCCCCCAUGAACAAGAAGGCCAGGAUGGUGCAACGGUAGAAGAAACCCAAGGGGGCGACCAGGGCGAGGGCGACGACGAGAACGAGAACGGCCAGCAAGUGCAGUCUGGCAUGGGUACCGGUUUCGACUCGAUGAACGGCAAUUUCAUGAACUUCGGCAACGGAGACCUAAGUCAGAUGCAAAUGAUGAUGGCCAUGCAAAAUGGGAUGAACCCAGCUGCUUUUGGCACGUUUCCCAUGAUGGGAAUGAUGGACCCUAUGGCGAUGCAGAAUAUGAUGAUGAAUGGAGGCUUUGGUGCGCAGGGCAUGGGCAUGAACGGCAUGAACAUGAACAUGGGCAUGAAUGGAUUCAAUGGCGGAAACAAUGACUGGAACGGACAGCAAUCAUGGAACGUCGGCCAAGAUAAUUUCAAUCCAAAUGCUCCUGGAAUGGGAAAUGGUGACUUUGGCAACUUUAAUGCUGGCUUCCGUACAGGCUUCAAUUCAGGUAAUUAUGGCCAUCACAACCAGUUCAAUGAAUAUCGCCGUGGCCACUACGGAGGUUAUCGAGGAAGAGGCCGAGGCCGAGGCUUCUACGGCGGCUACGGCCGUGGUGGUUAUAAUCAUGGAUAUAACUCAAACGCAGGUUGGGCCGGACAUGGCCAUCAAUUCUCUGGUAAUAAUGACGGCCAACAAACAGUGGACGACUCCCAAGUAGCAGACCAGACAUCCGGUAACGUUGAUGAGUUUGGCCGAGCAAUCCGACCCGACGCUGAUGCGGAUGCACCAAACGCCGGGGUAACUGAACACGCCGAAACGGAAGGUACCCAUGAUAAUACAGAUCAUGCCGCUGGUAAUGGAUCCGGACCGGAGACUUCGGAACAAGUGACCAAGGAGAACGGCUCUCAAUCCGUGCAGGGCGAUCCUGCAAAUGACAAGGGUGAUGUAUCUUCUAGAGAUCAACAUUCAGCUCCUCAAGGUCCCUCUCGCGGAAAUGCUGGCCCAUUGCAUAUCCAAACUACGGUUCCGGAUAGACCGUUGAAUGCUCCUACUGGGCCUAAAGCUAUGAGGCAGGGCCUCCCUAACACUAGUCUUCAUCAUCUAAGAGCACGUGGUUUUAUCGGUGACGAGAGGAGCCCAACUUCACGUACUAAUCCUACGAUUGUGGCAAGUCCGGUAGCAGAUAAAGCAAAGUCGCGGAGUAGUUCUCUGCUUUCUUCUAGAGACAAGGAUCGACACCAUCGUGAACGUGAUCGAGAACAUGCUGAAGAUGAGAAGAGCAAGGGGCAUCCUCAUGAUGGAGAUCGUGACAAUUCUAGGGUGCACACUGUAUCCAAGAGCCGGUCCAGGAGUCGCAGCCGCAGCAAGGAUCGUAAGGAGGCUCGUAAGCAUAGACAUCAUCGCUCGCCAUCAGUUACGGACGAUGAUCGUGAUGGCGGUCGCCGCCGCCGCAAACAUAAGAGCAGAAGGCAAUCAACUAGAGAUGACGAUGACUACAGAGGUCGAUCGAGAGAUGGGAAGCAUGAUGACCGCUCACGGUCCGCUUCUCCUGGUGACCGUGAACAUAGGCGUUCAGACCACCGAAGUCGUCGCGACCGUGAUGAGAAACGUCGAGACCGCGAUACCGAAAAAGGUAGUGACUACGAUCGGCAUAGGAAGUCCGGGCAUAGGUCUCACCGCGAUCGCGACCAGGAUUACGAACGAGAGAAAGGCCGGGAAAGGGACCGAGAGAAGGACCGUACGAAAGACCUCACCCGCGAUCAUGACGAAGAUCGUCAGCGUCGCGGCAGUAAAAACUCCAGUGCCCUACCAACACCAAUAGAAUCUUCAGAUAAAACCUUCAACCCCCCUACUGGACCUCGAAGCAACUUCUCUAUCAAAGGAUCUAGUAGCAAGCAGGGCACCGGACUCGAGAUUAAGGGCGCAAGUAGCAAAUCCUCUAAUGCAAACAGACGCGAAAGCGAAUCAUCCCGACGCCCUUCCCAAUCCUCUGUCGCCGGCCAGAAAUCUGCGUCCGGAGCCCCUACGAAAGACCCACAUACCCUAGAGCGUGAAGCCCGCGACCGCGAACGUCUCCUGAAGGAAGCGCAACGAAUGGCAACUAUAGCCGGUCGCACUUCAGGCGUGAAGCGUAGUCGAGACGCAGGUGACGACCGCGGCAGCCGUCGAAAAAGUCGCCGGAGCGAGGCCGUCAAUAUAGAGGAUGGGGAGGACCGUAUGAGACGGUUAGAGGCUGAGCGCGAGGAUCGGAGAUGGAAUUAGGAACCUAGAACAGAUUCUAGUCGGCAUCGAAAGGCGCACCGUCGAUCACGCAGGGGUCAUUAAUAACGAAGGAGACACCUCUCAAAAAGUUGGUCCUUUAGCUAAACCUUUUUAAUCUUCCAAUAUAAAGCCUCCUUGGCUUUUCUGGAACUCUUUCUCUACUACGGAUUACCUAAGGGGUGGAAGAGGUCUAAAAUCAGAUUCACGCUUUACGUUCCAGGACUGUACACUACUGCAUUCGAAGACGUUUCCAACUCGGAGAGCAUUCAUUGGUACCGGAAGAGGGUGGGCAGGGGAGGACUGAUAAAAAAAAUCAAAUACAUUACACGUUACUGCACCGAUUAGUUUGGCAGCACCGACAUUUUUGUUCCGCUAGAACCGGAUCAACGUACCUAUCAGGUAGCUGAGAGGACUGAGGCGCAAAAAAGCAAAAGGGGUCGCAAGAUUGACGGGUGGCGCCAAUAGGAGUGGACAGAAAUCACUAGGGGGGAAGGAAGGCCGUAGCAUUUAAUUGAUACGUGUAUCUUUCUACUUUUCGUCGUAGUUUUUUAUGCGGGUGAUCUAGAUGGGUGAUAUGGACGAAGUAGAGAUGUUGCUAGAUUCUCUAAAU